UAUUUGGGUGUAAAUGCUGGAUAAAUAAAGUAGCAAUAACUAUAGCAGUAAUACGAACACCCCUACUAAGACAACGACGUAAACAACGCGAUCACACCAGGCAGAGUAGCGGCGCUAAUUAUCCUCUGUUUAAUGCAGUAGCGUAACAAUUUGUUCAAUAAAGACGUAAAAUUCCGCCUUAAAACUACUGUGAAACACUACUUGUCGUAAAAAUGAGCAAUAUAUACAUUCAAGAACCACCCACGAACGGAAAGGUCUUGUUAAAGACCUCCGCGGGUGAUAUCGACAUCGAGCUGUGGUCCAAAGAAGCUCCUAAAGCAUGUAGGAACUUUGUCCAGUUGUGUAUGGAAGGUUAUUACGACGGGACGAUAUUCCACAGGGUGGUACCUGAGUUCAUUAUUCAGGGUGGAGAUCCAACAGGGACGGGGACAGGAGGAGAGUCCAUCUAUGGGGGGACAUUUAAGGAUGAGUUUCACACCAGACUGCGCUUCAAUCGAAGAGGUUUGGUUGCCAUGGCCAACGCCGGGACGCACGACAACGGGAGCCAGUUCUUCUUCACGUUGGCACGUGCCGACGAGCUCAACAACAAACACACCAUUUUUGCCAAAGUGACCGGAGACACGGUCUAUAACAUGCUAAGGUUAGCGGACGUGGCAUGCGAUAACAACGAGAGACCUUUGAAUCCACACAAAAUAAGAACUGCUGAGGUGCUACACUGUCCUUUUGAUGACAUUGAGCCACGUGAAACCAAAAAAUCAAAGAAGGAAAAAGAAAAAGAGGAAGGAAAGAAAUCACAGUCAAAAGCCACAAAGAACUUCAGUCUGCUGUCGUUCGGCGAGGAGGCCGAAGAAGACGAGGAGGUGGUCAAUCAAGUCAGCCAGAGCAUGAAAGGAAAGAGCAAAAGCAGCCACGACCUUCUGAAGGAUGACCCCAGACUGAGCUCCGUUCCAGCUGUCGAUAAAAAAGAGAAGACAUCCGGCGACGAAGCAGAGGUAAGCCCAUUUAAAGUAAAAAAAAGAAGCUCAUCAAAUACCAAUCCAAACAUGUUCCCACAGGAGGACGAUGAGCGCGAGAAAAUGAGCGAGCUGGUUCGAGCCAAACUUACAAAAGAAAAAGGCGCGGGAAAAGCCGGCGAGUCCCAAGAUGAAUACGAGCGGGGGAAGAAAAGCAGCCGCAGCGAAGAGUUGCGCAAGGAAGUUCGUCAGUUGAAGAAGGAGCUCAGGGCAAUGAAGCAAAAAGACGACGGCCCCAAGCCAGCCACGGAUGAAGUCGAGGAGGAAAGCAAAGAGCCGACCAGCGAGGCUGUGGCCGAGUACCUGGAGGAAAGGAAGAAGUACGAGGAGCGGAGGAAAGACAAACGCAGGAAAGGCUCGGGGAGAGAGCAACAGACAAUGGAGCUCCUCAACCGUUUCAAGGACAAGCUGUCGACGGCCAUAAGCGAAGCCCCGGAGGAAGAAGAGGAUGAGGAAGAGCUCGCCGAGGAUGACGACAAAGGAUGGCUUGGCCAUGUGCUGCACUUUGAUGAGCAGUCCAGGAAGGUCAAAGAUGCAACCAUCCAGGACGAGGACACCUUUGAAAUCUACGACCCACGGAACCCCGUCAACAAGCGGCGACGGGAGGAGAGCAAAAAGAUCAUGAAGGAGAAGAAAGCUAAGCGUUGAAUUCGCACAAUGUCCCGGCGAGUGGACUUUGGCUUCAAAAUGUCCGAGAUAUACUCGGUGAAGCAAUUCCCCAACAUCUGGAUUCUAAUUGCGUCGUGACCACGAUGGGACACUUUUGGACUGCAAUUUACGAGUCAUUUGUGAUGUUUUUUUGUGACGGAACGGGCUGAUAAUAAAGUGUUACGGAGCUGGAACAACUCGUGAUUGAUUUCUGACCCAUGAUCCGUUGAUGUUGUUUUCUUUUGGUACAAUGACCACUCCACUAUAUCAUCUGAAACGAAUGGUGCUUCAAAACAAAUGUUGAACAAGUCGUCAUAUUGCAGCAGAUAAAGACUCAACGCUCCAAGACGUUAAAGUCUUUGGUGGUUUUAGGCACGUGUGACCAGAAGCUCCCUUUGGCAAGCACUCCAUUUUAUUUUGAGGAGGGGGUCAACCACACUUCUGGGAUUAUGCUUAAACAUGCAUGUGGAACAGGAAGUGGAGUUAAUGUUACAUUGGCCGCCACUAAUCUAAAACAGGUGCCACCGCAGCACCAGUGUACGUCGCCAAACGUGUCAUCGGGAUGUGACCGACACGCGUAACCCACAACGUCGCUCAUAUAAUUUGCUUUCAACUAGUUCUUCAGGAUAACCCCCACCUUUCACAAUAGACAAAUAAACAGAACCAUGUCACAAAGUCAGGAGAAAUCCUGUCCGUCAUGUUCAGCAUGAUUGACUUGGAAGCAAAGCGGUCUGGAAUCUUUGCACACCUUCUUCUUGAGGUUGACGCAUGGUCGGUAAUCUUUGGAUACCAUCUUCUUGAAGUUGAGAACUUCUGGAAAGAUCAAGAACCAACACUUGGAAUAAAUGAAAGAUCUAUAAAGAAUCAUAGCAUCUUCAAGCUAGUGACUUCAAGGUUGCCAUCAAAGCCAAGACCGGACGGGGGACAGAAACGGCAUGUCAAUGAAAGCCACCAGAGUAAUAACCUCCAUUACCAUUUGUCCUCAUUACCCGCCUGUCGUGAUUCACUUGUGAUGGAUUUAGUACUUCUCUCUCCUCGCUUGCUCUGAAGGACCUUCUAACCAAAACGGUGCUGUUUUUUCCGGUCCCUGGGCUUAAGUGAUUGGCUAUCGAUUCUUUAUGAAUGCAAUCCACUUACCUGAAGCCCGUAGAGGUGACCUGGAGUAGCUCGGAAUAGGCACCACGAAGAAGCGCUUUCUCAGCAACCGUGAACGUGGUCCAUAUCAAGGUGACCGUGACAUUGUGGCCGUUGGAAAACUUAUAGUUCAGAUUCAAACAUAUCUUUGGACCUCAGUCCUGGAACUUUUAUAAGUUUUGGGAAUUGUCACUUGUUUGGAUUCAAAACGAGUAUUCGCCAGUCUUGGCCUUUGCGUCGCCUCUCCAAUUUCCCCAAAAUGCGAGAUCCCUGCCAAAACCCUCCCGUCUUUCUGAAGUCGUCGCAGCUGAAGACUUUCUCUUCACAUCUUUGACAUCUUCCCCACCUCACCGUGUGAACUACUCCGAGGCUUUCAUCUGGUGGUUCGGUCUGGACAU
Molecule: messenger RNA, 3193 nt
Organism: Syngnathus typhle (broad-nosed pipefish)
Lineage: Eukaryota; Metazoa; Chordata; Actinopteri; Syngnathiformes; Syngnathidae
Gene: cwc27
Product: CWC27 spliceosome associated cyclophilin
Exons: 13
Coding region: 213-1661 (482 amino acids)
Biological process (GO): protein folding; positive regulation of transcription by RNA polymerase II; protein peptidyl-prolyl isomerization
Cellular component (GO): catalytic step 2 spliceosome
Molecular function (GO): peptidyl-prolyl cis-trans isomerase activity
Source: RefSeq, a predicted model, not a curated record